AUGUUCAGUGAAAAGAGCAGCACCUCUUUGUCCAAGAAACCUAGCCAGAAAAAGACCAGGCCCCAGGGGCUCCCAUCCCCUGCUCUCUGCUGCGCCUGCGGACUUUGCAUCAUGCUCGCCGGGAUCAACAUCACCCUGGUGGGAGCGUUCGCUUUUGGGACCUUCCUCCCCGUGAACAACCCCCCCAUCAUCAUCGGACCCAUCCUGCUGGUGGUUGCUUUCACAUUCUUCGGGGCCUGCUGCAUCUGUAGCCGGAGACCACCCGCCCAUGGGGCGAGGAAAUCCAAGCCAGGUUCCAACAUCGGGCUCAUCAAACCCGGUAACACGGCCUUCGAGAUAGAAACCAGCGAGCACACGGUGCAGGACACCACCGCCGUGCAGCUGAGCCCAACCAACUCGCCUGUGUCCUCCAGAAAGUCCACACCCGUCCAUGAGAACUCCAAGACCUGCAAACUCUUCACAAUGGAUGGUAACGGGCCGGCGGCAAAAUACACAGCAGGAGGGGAAUCAAUUCAGCUGAACUUGCCUAGAGACCUUAUGACAUCCUAA
Emys orbicularis (European pond turtle) is the source of this 549-nucleotide messenger RNA. RefSeq names its product transmembrane protein 275 (gene TMEM275). The transcript has a single exon. The record is from RefSeq and is a predicted model, not a curated record. Bases 1 to 549 code for a protein of 182 amino acids. Lineage: Eukaryota; Metazoa; Chordata; Testudines; Emydidae.